Nerophis lumbriciformis (worm pipefish) is the source of this 2337-nucleotide messenger RNA. Lineage: Eukaryota; Metazoa; Chordata; Actinopteri; Syngnathiformes; Syngnathidae. The record is from RefSeq and is a predicted model, not a curated record.
AUGUAUGAGGCCUCUGAGGCAGCAGUGUGGGCAGCCUCUCUGAUAAGAAGGACCUAUAUAAGUCAGGCUGCACUGGGAGGUCACUCUAUGCAGCACUUGGAGGUCACUCUACACACCCCUGAAGCUCAGAAAGACAAACAUGCAUUUAGAAAAAGUGAUCAUCACCGUUUUCACCUUGGCAUUAACGGCAGUCUCAGAGACGCGACCUGGACCGACUCCAUGGCCAAUCAGGCUCAUCACAAGUCCAAACCGGCAAAGGAUGAGGAUCAGGUCUACAAGAGUCACAUAGACGACAGCGGCCUUUACAACCGCGGCGAGGACGACCUCUACAAGAACCCGUUGUCGGAAGAGAUGCAGCGCAAAAUCUACAUGGAGUCGGAGCGCCUGCGUGCGCGUCUGCGUCAGGAGCUGGCCGAGCUGAGGGAGAGGCUGGAUCUCUCGCCGUCCCCCCGCGGCGCCACCUUGGCCGCCGUGAGGCAGCGCUUGUCCCCCAUCACCCAGCAGCUCCUCGACUCUCUGAGCAGCAGCGCCCACCGCCUGUGCGACCGGCUCCGUCUUCACCUCGGCCGCCAGGAAGACCCCCGAGACUUCCACUGGAUGACGCAAACACUGCAGCGGGGCACCUCCGAGCUGGCGGCCAUCUUGGAUGACCUCGCCGCUCAAACCUCCCAGGUGACGGAGCGCCUGGGGGAGACGAGCGAAGCGGUGAACAGGGAAAUCCUGCAAGACUUCGCCUCGAGGUUGGGACGGGAAGUGAGUGCCCUGAAGGUGGAGGUCCAGAAGGCGUUGGAGACUCUCAAAGCAGAGCUGGCGAGGGAUGACGCCGACGGCGCCUUGGAGCGCUUCUGCCAAAGCGCGGCGCGGCAACUUGACUUUCAGGCCCGGAUGGAGAGGAUGUUCACGGGAAUGGAGGAGGAGACCAGUCCUUCGCUCUCUGGACACUCUGAAGGCUCAUUGCAGGAGGACUUCUCAGUCAAACUGUCGGCUCUCAUUCAGGACAUUCUGCACUCUGUGCAGUGACACGUCCGACAACAAAAUACCGCCAUGUCCGGGCUAUGGAUCGCACCUGUAUUUAAGCCAAAUUUUAGAAGAAAACAACAUGUUUUCAUAUAUUACCCGCAUCGGACUAUAAUAUAGAUUGUGUAAAGAUUUAUUGCCAUACCUUAAUUGUUACCAAACGAUGCCUGUAAAACGGCAGUAAAACAGCUGAUCACACAAAACAGAAGUCAUCAUCACGGACCCUCUAGCUGUGGAAGAUAGCUCUCCAAACAGCUAAACAGACUCAUUUAGUCCACAGUGACGUUUUGGUGAAUUGUACAAAAUUGAAACAAUACAAAAAGAAUGCCAUCGAAAGCUAAUAAAACCGAGCGGUAUAGCUCGGUCGGUAGAGUGGCCGUGCCAGCAACUUGAGGGUUCCAGGUUCGAUCCCCGCUCCCGCCAUCCUAGUCACUGCCGUUGUGUCCUCAGGCAAGACACUUUACCCAUCUGCUCCAAGUGCCACCCACACUGGUUUAAAUGUAACUUAGAUAUUGGGUUAUAUAUAAAUCUAUAUAAAUCUAAUUCACUAAAACUAACACAGACACUCGUAAACGUGUCAGCGUACACACCGCGAGCUUGAUUACAUGACGGUAGCACGUACAAAUGUGCAUGAAAACACUCCUACAGACAUCACACACGGGACGGUUUACUAAGCAUGAAUUGCUUUAGUUGCAUUGUAAAACUUACAAACGUUGCUUGGAGGGAUGAGUGACGAAUCCGUACGAGUAGCGACGCCAUGGACAAGUAGCAGACGAAACGGGAUAUGCUUCCGGUUCAAGGCACAAAACAGGAAGUACUUUUUUUUUUUACCCGCAGUGAGCAAAUUUGUCCAAAAGACGGCGCCAUAGCACAAACAAUAACACACCUUCUCAGCGUCUCUGUCGGUGUUUUAUAAAAACCAUGUGUUGAAUGCAAAACAUUAUGGCCGCUCGGGAAGAAAAAUCCAUAUUAUAAGCCGCAGGGUUCAAAUCAAAGGAAAAAGGUAGUAUAAAAAAAUAUGGUAUUUCUAAGUGACUGGCAUGUACAUAUUUUUAAAGUAUUUUCCUUUUCUUAUGUGUAAAUGAUUGCUAUGGAGUGGGAACAUACCCAUUCAGUUUUGGUCCCUUGCUACAUCGCGUCCUAAAUAAAGAAUUUCCAAGCAUAAAUAAAGUAAAAAAGUUGAUACUAUAGCGGUAUUUACCACGAGAAGGAACUAAACCAAUCAGAGUUCAGUAUCAAGGCCACUGAUUGGCUCAGCCGCAGACAGCAUAACUAUAUUGGAUUAAAAGAAUGUAAAGAUGACUAAAGGGUGUUGUGUCU